Messenger RNA from Coccinella septempunctata (seven-spotted ladybird), 1692 nucleotides. RefSeq lists its product as uncharacterized. The transcript is spliced from 2 exons. Bases 1 to 1692 code for a protein of 563 amino acids. NCBI's taxonomy places the organism in Eukaryota, Metazoa, Arthropoda, Insecta, Coleoptera, Coccinellidae. The record is from RefSeq and is a predicted model, not a curated record.
AUGGGAUUAUUUGAAUUCAAUAAUCACAAACUAAACAAAAAAAUACGAAAAUUUAAUGAAGUAACCAAGAAGAAAAUCCUUAAUCUAGAACUGUGUCAAGUGAAUUACAAAAUACGAAAAUUACAAUCAGAAAACACCGAAGUACAGUACAAGUUGAGACAUCUACCAGAGAACAUAUUAAGACAAUACCAAAACCGACUAGAGAUCUCGUUCAAUAGGAGGUUUCACCUGAUCAGGCAAGCAAAUAUAAGAAAGAUAAACAAUCUCAAAGACAACAGUAUCCCACAAAUAAAGACCCAAGAGAAAUGGAUAAAAAAUCUGUCGAACAAAGAGCUACCAAAUACAGUAAAAAACAUCCUAUCAUUAGGAUCCAAAUUCAGUAUCCCAACGACCAAAGAAGACAUUGACAUCAAUCGCAUAAUAGCAGAUACUGAAUAUAUACUGGAGUCCAUACCAAGUGAACGUAAAGACAGACAGAGAGCAAAAGAUACAAACGCAAUCACACAUUACAUCCAUAAAUCAACUAACGAAAACACUCCCACUCAGAAAUGGUACAAAGAUACAAAAAAGUUUUUGAAAGACAAUAGUGACUUUAUAAUAUUGAAUAGUGAUAAGGGUGCAGUUACGGUGGUGAUGGAAGAACGAGAUUAUGACGAGAAGAUGAAUGAAAUUUUGAAUUCAAGGGACUUCAAGAAACUUCCGAGAGAUCCAACUCAGACAUUACAAACAAAAUGUAAUAAAUUCGUAAAUAAACUUGAAAAACUAAAACACAUAUCAAAAGAAAAGGCAAAAGAAAUGAGAACAUAUAACUCGGUCGCUCCCAGAAUGUAUGGAAAUCCGCAAAUACAUAAAAGUGGAUAUCCUAUGAGACCCAUUAUAUCAAGUUUAAACAGUCCAUUGAAUAAAUUAUCAAAAUUCAUUGCUGAUAUUUUGAAGAACGCCUAUAAUGAAGAAAAUGAAUAUUACGUAAGAGACACGUUUCACUUUGCAACAUCAAUAAACAACUUCAAAUUACCCAAAGACUACACAUUGAUUUCUCUCGAUGUGGUCAAUUUAUUUGGAAAUUUAGAUAAAAAUGAGAUUAUUGAAGUCCUCAAACAAAGUUGGAACGAAAUAAAAGAACACACAAGUCUGAAUAUGGAGUUGUUCCUAGAGAUAACUCUUUUCCUGUUGGAAAAUAACUAUUGUGUGUUCCGAGGAGAAUAUUACCUCCAAGUAUUCGGUUGUGCAAUGGGUUCAAAAUUAAGCCCGAGACUGGCUCAGUAUUUUAUGGACCACUUAGUGAAAUCAAGUAUUGGAAAAUUGCCAUUCAGGAUACCAUUCCUAAAAAAAUUUGUAGAUGACAUCUUUACAACUGUACCAAAGGAAGAAACCCAGACCAUAUUGAGCAGCCUCAAUUCAUACUCCAAUAAUUUACAAUUUACUUUAGAAGUAGAAGAUGCCGAACUAAGUGUGCCCUUUUCAGACACGAAAGCACAGAGACAUGAAGAUGAAAUAAGAUUAAAAUGGUACAGAAAAGAAACAAAUUCAGAUAAGAUGAUACACUUCAAUUCCAAUCAUAACAUAAAUAUGAAAAUAAAUGUGAUAAAACAAAUGAAACAAAGAGAUGUGAAAGUAUUGAGGAUAGAAAAAAAUUACCAAAAAAGAAUUAUAUUAGAAAUGAUAGAGAUAAAUAAACAAGGAAAUCAAUAA